GAGAAACUGAGCGUGUGAGAGAGUGAGUGAGUGAGUAAGAGAGAGAGAGAGAGAGAGAGAGAGAGAGAGCUGUAAUGACUGUUACUACUCUCAGUGUAAAUCAGUUUCACGGCGCGCGCGCACACAGCUCUGUUGCCGGAGACCGUGAACUGGGAAUUUAACCCGGCCACCCGGUAUUCUGUCAGUGUGACAAUUCCAGCACCGUUAUUUCCUUUAGUCCGGUUGUUUUUAUUUGUUUUGAAUGAUGAUUAUACGGUAGUUGGAGCGCUUCCUGGAAGUUAGUUCUCCCGCGGAUAUAGUGUUUGUGGCACUUUUCUUUCGGCGGGGACAUGGAGCUGGUGGGUCGGCGCUUCCUGUGCGCGAGCGCCGGAGAGGAGCGCGAGCUGGGCGGCGUGGCGCGCUGGGGCUGGAGAGCCGGACUCAUCCGCGCUGUCACAAGCCGCCACACUGACAGCCCCACUUUAGCUGUGCGUGUGGAGUGGGACGGCGAGCCGUCAGCAGAGUGUAAAUGGAGGAGGCUGAGGGAGGAGUGGGAGGUGUUUGUGCUGGAGCACGAGUUGGUAUGGGCCAAGAGGAACAGCACCUCACAGGAGAACAGCUCUCCACAGCCUGCACUGGUUUUCCAGCCCCUGAUUGGACAGGAGCAUUUGGACGGUGUGACAGUGGUGGAGUUCCUGUCAGACAGAGAGCUGGAGUUCUACACAGAAAGAGAAGAGCUUCGUCCGUAUGAGGGGGAAGUGGAUGGCAGCAGCUCACUGCUCAAAGAAGAUCUUUCAAGCCAUGAACAUAUCCAGGCUUGGCUCAGACAUCGUCGACUCCAGCACAUUCUUCAGCUAGGACACAGCAGUGUGAAGGGCCUCAAGGUGAAGGUGUUCAGACCCAAUUCCAAACCUCAGUGGCUCCAUGGUAUCGUCAGCCAUCAUGAUCACAACAGCAGAACCAUGACUGUCCUAAGCGACCAGGCAGCAGAGCCUCUAAGUGUGGACCCAGCACUCAUGCAUGUGCUGGUUCUGGAUGACAGUAACCAGUUGUUAUUAGUGAAAGACAAUGCCGCAACAAAUUGUAAACCUCACACUAACAAGAUCAGCAGGAUCACCAUGAAUGCAGGAAACAGGUCAAAAAACACUACAGAACCAGAGCAGGUGUGUAGCUCGGGGCCAGUGCAGAGGAAACAGCCAGAGCUGUGCAGAGAGAACUCCAACUGCAGCCUGACAGAGGACGACACAGACAGGAUGAGGGAGGAGAACGGAGCUGAUGAAGCAAGAGCAGAUUUCUUAAAGAGUAGGAUCAACCAUAGUGAGAGGAAGAGGAGGAAAGCAGGGGACAAGGAGGAGCAGGAUGAAAAGGACAGUAGAAGUGCUGGGUUAAAAAGGCCGAAGGGUAACAGUGGAUCUGACCAUUCAGAGGGCAGUGAUUCGGAGGGCACCAUCAUGGAUACAAAAAGCCUACAGAGAAAAUGUUCAAAAAAGCCAGCUGACUGCAAGACAGGCAACAAUCCUGCAGCACAUUCAGGACAUGACCUGAAGGCACACUCAUCUCCCAAAAGCAUAGAACUUUCUUCUUGCCAGUUAGCAGAGAUUGAACGGCAGAAAGUAGGGAAAGUCAUACCUCUGCACACCAGCACACCCUGCAAUGGAGUGUACCAAACAGUCAAUUCACUACACUGCACCAUGGUUCUGGGCUGUAAUAAAGCAGAGAUGGAACAGGGAGCUGGAGUGAUGGAGAUGGAGGACCAGAGUGAAGGUACAUCACAAGAGGACUGUGAAGCUGUUUCUGCACUAUUAGCAUCCCAAGAGAAUGAGCAGCUGGUUUCCUUGGAGACAGCUUGUGUGUUAUUACACACGUCAUCACCGGCAUGCGAGGGGGUUGAGGGUGAACAGGAGAUUCCACCAGGUGAACCAGCGGUCAGAACAUCUGAUUUGACAUGUCCAGAGGUCAUUGCACCCAGUUGUGACUCAGCAGAUGCAACGGAAGUAAAGUCAAGUCAGUCUCCUGGAGCUACUAGUCCUAGACAUGAUGCUGCUCUUGCCUCAGAAAUUACCCACAAGACAACUGUAAGUCCUCGUUCCUCUCUUGAAGUGAUUUCCAAGCCACCAGAGGUCACAGAGGUUGCCAGGCUGAAGUGCAGUUCCUCUCCUCAAGCUGUCAAAACUGAAGAGAGCAGUUUGCCCUCAAAAGCCAAUACAGAUAAAGUUCUCAGUGGCUUUAAAAGCACACAUGAUUCCAAAGUGACCCCUACACCAACAUUUCAUCAGCAGAAUGCCCCCUCUCCUAGCACAACAGACACACAGGCUCAGUCAAGAACCCCUCCUCAAAAUGUUGCCCAUAAUCUUAAUCACACGCCUACCCCAAACAAACCAACUAAAAGCCCACUGAUCGUUGACAGAAAUGAGCCUUUCACUGUCUAUCGUGACCCAGCACUUGUGAGGAGAGAACUGGAGAGCCUCUCUACCUAUGUCCAACCCCCACACACCCCACCCAGCCUCCAUUCAAAACACCAUCUGAAGAGCUCAUCUCCCUCCUCCAGUUCCCCCAGCCUUACCUCCACCACCUCCCACACCAAGAUCAUGAGUCCCGCUGCACACCUCUCACCUCUUCCCCUCCCUUCCCAGUCUCCUUUGUGCUCAGCUCACCCCUCCAUACCCCACCCACACCUGCUUCCAUCUCUUCUGCCCGGUUUGCCCCCUUCCUCAGCACUGCUGGCUGGACAUGCUCGGCUGGGACCUCUGGGUCUCCCCCCACACCCAUUGACCCUGCAGGCAACACCAUCUCUCCUAGGUCAGGGCCCGGGAACAGCUUCCCUGGCACCAAUGGGCCUGUACCCAGUCCUCUGGCCCCCUUUUCCUAAUGGAGUGCAUAGCUAUGGUCUGGGAAUACCAGGGUCCAAGUGGGCACCCUCAGAGACUGCAGGCAUGUCUGAGGUUAGCCUGAGGAGGAACACACCAAGCCCUUGGGUCCCUCAGACCUCUUCUGUAACCAAUGCAGAAAGUCAGGGUUUGCGACCCCCUUUGCCUGUUCGGCCCUCAAGCACUGAACCCCAGAGACCAUCCAGGAGCUCCCAGCCCAGCACCCCUACCACUAAAAGCACAGAGGAACAAGAGAGGAAGGCAUUCACAGAGACACAAAGCUCCAUCCAUGUGCCACUGAAGGUAGAACAGGAGCGUGUGAGGGCAGUAGUGGGAAAGAAUGGACAUAUAUCCCACUCCACAGUCACAGAGUCACCUUCUGCUCACUCCAAACAGCCUCAGUUGGUGUAUGACCUCACAGGUGACCGCACCAGCUGCUACCAGGAGGAGAGUCGACGCAUACUGCAGGAGAGUAUUGAAGUGGCACCAUUCACAGCCAAACUUAGCUCAGACAGAGAACCCUAUCCUAAAUGCCCCACUCCUUCACUACAUUUCAAAGAGAGAGAGAAAGAGCGACAGCGUGAGAGAGAGAUGCACAUGUUCCGACAUAGCGUGCCUCCCAGGUUGCAAUCAGCACAGCCUUCACCGACACUUACUCAGAGUAGCUACUACACUCCAGCAGCUGGCAGCGUGGAGAACAAGGCUUCUGCCCGUAGAGCUCCUUCCAGCAAAGAGCUGUAUGAGAGACUGAGUUCCCCCAAUACUGCUGCCUCUGUCCUCUCUUCAAAUAGUACACAGAGCACAGUCAAGUGUAGACCUCCACCUCUUGUCAAACGGAGCACUGAGAGAGAGGAAGGACUCCUGGGCAAGAUUACAGAGCAGUUGAUCUCAAAAUCUAUCUCAUUGGACCCACAGGAUGUCAGUAGCAUGGAGAGAAAAUGCUCCUCUGCUUCUCUUAUUUCUGUCUCUUCUUCUUCCUCUUCUACUUCUCGUGUUGUACCCUCACUGCACAGGGCCCCCAUCUUCCACCCCCCAGCUUUACCCAUCAUAACAUCUAAAGAGGCAGGGCAAAGUAGAUUGUCACCACCUACCUUGUCACCCGUCCAGCCAAUGAGCUUAUCCGGAAAGGGUCAGAAUCAACACAGGCCACCCACACUGAUGCCGGAGCUCAGGCAUGGAGCAGUCGCUGGAAAGAAGGCAGCUCCUGAGCCUAUUUCCAUCACAAACAAAGGUUAUGAUUUGCAGAGGGGUGGAGGUUUGCACAACCGAGAAAGAGUGGUAGGAGGUCACACAACCAAUGGAGGACUGGUGAAUACACAGGCUGCCACUGCUUCUGUUAUUGUUCGUUCUUCUGGCUACAUGCACACACCUGUGAACCACACUAUUACUGAAAGAUUGCAUUCCCAAGUUCAGUGUGACCAUGUGCGAACAUUUGAGGCUUUGCCAAGCACACACUCGAAGGAUGGAAAUGGUCAGUGUAAGAGGGGCAUCUUAUGGACCCCUGUGGACACUGUACACCCUGUAAACAUGGUCGCUUUGAAACAGGACAUUAACACACCUUUGAACAUGACUAAGAAUAUGAGUACACAUUUUUCAAAUCGUGGGGUAAAAUAUUCUGUAAAUAUACAGUCACCACAUUCAAGAAUAGACUUGGUAUCUGAGCAAUGUGAAAAGGAGAAGGAGGAAAUUAGUAGGGUUGUUCAGCCAAAGGUGAAUCUCUCCUGUUACCCCCCUAGAGACAUCCCCCAUGUAAAGAAACGCAGAGCUGGACUAGCUGCUUUAGAGCUUAGGCAAAAUAUGCAUGCAGUCCAGCCCCUGCACACUACAGAGACUUUGAACGCUACCAAGAAUAGACACAGUUGCACUACACACAGUACGCAUACCAAAUGCACUGCACACACUCUGGACCAAGAUAAAGAGUCAAUAUUCAAUCCUAGCCCACCCAAAUAUCCCAGGUUAGCCCCUGAGGUCACUGGGGUUGUAGCUAACAAACUAGGCUCAGUGGCAAAAGUUCAGCCACUGUCACCUUCAGCCCCUACUAACCAACCUGCCCAGUCGAAUAAUUACCACAAACUGAAAAAAGCUUGGCUUACCCGCCACUCUGAGCAGGACAGAGGUAGUGCCACAUCAGAGACAGCAGGGGGCAGUACCACACUAACCACCACAACCACCGUCUGUCUGCCAAUCAAACAGGAGUUGAAUGGACUGGAGGAUAAAUGGUCCACACAUGAGGGCAAAGAACUUUUUCUGGAUAAUAGAAAAUCUAAAGCUCUAGACAGGAAAUGCCUAGUUGAAGACAGGAAGCCUAAUGGAAGCAAUGCUAUGUCUAACACAGAGGAUAAAAAAAUGUCUCUCACUGGGGAUAAUAAAAUUACUUUCGAAGAUGUGAAGCCCACCAUAGAUAGAAAUAGCGGCUUACAGGGAAAGAAGCCUAACAUUCAGAAUAAGAAACUAUGCAUCAAUAUAAGGAAGCCAAACCCAGCAGACAUAAAGGUAGAGAAGGAUAAUCAUGGAGAGAAACGGAUCUUUCAGUCCAGCUUCGAAAGUGAGAGUGGAGGGGACUCGGGCAGUGAAAGUGAAUGUCAUAAAUCUCACCCGGCAAGCAUACAUCGGUCCAAACCUGCAUUCAAAAAGAAGCAGAACGAUCAGAGAAGGAGAGAGGAUGAAGAGGAAGAGGGAGAAGAGGAUGAGGGGAAACUUAAUGGCGUAAUCCAGACUUCCAAAGAGAAAUCGCAGCACAGGUUGCCUAGCAAUGGUAUACCUCGUUCAGUGCUAAAGGACUGGAGGAAGGUAAGGAAGCUGAAGCAGAGCGGUGAGGCUUUCUUGCAGGAUGACUCAUGUGCAGAGAUUGGAGCAAAUGUGCAGAAAUGCCGGGAAUGCCGAUUGGACCGAUCACGCAAGGCCCAGGAGCCGGUCAUUUCACCUGUCUUCUGUCGCUUCUACUACUUCCGCAGGCUGUCAUUCAGCAAGAACGGAGUAGUGCGUGUGGACGGCUUCUCUGUUGUAGAGGACACUGAUGAAGAGGCAGUACGGGUGUGGGUGGCGGGUUUUGAGGCUGAACAGGACCACAAGCAAAAGGAGAUGGAGCUGGACACAGCUAAAUACAUUCUCACACUCAUAGGAGACAAGUUUUGCCAACUUGUUAAGACAGAAAACACUGCUGUCACAUGGGUCAAGAAAGAAACCCAGGUGAUGUGGAAGCGAGCGGUGAGAGGUGUGAGAGAGAUGUGUGAUGCAUGUGAGGCCACUCUGUUUAAUAUACAUUGGGCCUGUCACAAAUGUGGCUUUGUGGUGUGCAUGGACUGCUACAAAGCCCGUGAGAGGAAGAGUGCCAAAGAUAAAGAGCUGUAUGCCUGGGUCAGAUGUGUGAAAAACCAGCCCCAUGACCUGAAGAACCUUAUGCCUACUCAGAUAGUCCCAGAGAGGGUGUUAGCAGAUCUGCAGAGCACAAUGCACUCUAUAAGGAGAGAAUACGGCAUUCCCUCUCAGUGCUCUUGCUUUGGCAGCAGCGCCUUCCUCUCCAGAUCCACCAUCACCAACGGCCUCUUACAGCUUUCUGAGAGAACACAGUGCGACUUGAAAAGCCAGCAGCAAAAUCAGCAGAAGACCACACAAAACACUGCUCACAAGAUCUCCACAGAGAGAAGAGGAAAAUUGGAGUGUGAUGAUAUGGAGACUUUGGGCAGGAAGUCAAGCGGCCCAGAGCAGGGCUCCACUUUGCGUGACCUCCUGACAUCCACAGCUGGAAAACUGCGGCUGGGGUCCACUGGGCCUGGAAUAGUCUUUGCACCGGUUUAUAACAGCAUUGAUCAGACUGCUCAGAAAGCUCGCAUGCCCAACCUUCUGGAUGACAUUAUUGCCUCAGUAGUCGAGAACAAAAUUCCUGCCUCAAAGAUGACCAAACUUGGGUUGAAUCAGGAUUUGCUGACAGAGCAGAAGGAAGAGCUGGUGCUGGAGGAGGUCAAGCCUAUUCGAAUCCCACUGGCUGACCCACAUACCGGUGUUCCACAUGAUUGGAUAGGCAGACACCGGUUGCUUUGGCUUAAAGAUCACCAUCACCAAGGGAACCAAAGGUUGUUCAAAGAAAACUGGACACAAGAGCAGCCGGUGCUGGUCUCUGGCCUGCACAAGAGUCUGAAUGUCAGUUUGUGGAAGCCAGAGAACUUUAACAGAGAAUUCUCAGCUCUCCACAGUGAUUUCUACAACUGCCGUGAUGGGAGCAUCAUUAACACCUGUGUCAAGGAAUUCUGGGAUGGAUUUGAGGAUGUUUCAAGGAGAAGUAAAUCUGCUAAAGGUGACCCUGCCGUAUACAGACUAAAGGACUGGCCAUCAGGGGAAGAGUUUCUGGCACUCAUGCCAUCCAGGUAUGAAGAUGUUAUGAGAGUGUUGCCAGUUCCAGAAUACACUGGACCAGAUGGCACCCUCAACCUGGCCUCCCGCCUUCCACCAUUCUUCAUUCGGCCAGACCUAGGUCCUCGCCUCUGCUGUGCACAUGGUGUGACAGCAUGCCCAGAGCAGGACUUUGGAACCAGCAAUCUUCAUGUUGAGAUCUCAGACACUAUGAGUAUUCUGGUCUACGUGGGUGUAGCCAAGGGCAAUGGAGCUCUCUCCAAGUCAGGGGUUUUGAAGCUCUUAGAGAGAGAGGAUCUGGAUGAGAGUGCAAAGCAGAGGCUAAGAGAUCCCAGUGAAACUCCAGGUGCACUGUGGCACAUCUACCUGAGUAAAGAUCUCCAUAAAAUCCAAGAAUUCCUUCAAACGGUAGCAAUAGAGCGUGCUGAGGCAGAUGCUGAGGCUGACUCUGAGGCUGAAUGGGAGAGUGAGGCAGACCCUCUGCGUGAGGGAUGCUGGUAUCUAAGCCCGAAGCUGCGGCAGAGACUGCUGGAGGAACACGGUGUGGAGAGUCGCACACUGCUGCAGUUCUACGGAGACACUGUGAUUAUUCCUGCCGGAGCCCUGCACCAGGUGAUGAAUGUGCACAGUUGCAUUCAGGUGAAUGUGGACUUUGUGUCCCCUGAACAUGCCCACAACUCAUAUUACCUGACGCAGGAGCUCCGUCCCCUCAAAGACCAAGUUAAUUAUGAGGACAAGUUACAGGUAAAGAACAUCUUUUACCACUCGGUGAAGGACGCCGUGGCUGCUCUGAGCCGGUACUUGAAAGAGCAGAGCACAGAAGAGGUGAAGGAGGAAGAAUGCUGACGGCAUCCGUGCUCACUCUGUGAGCAUGGUCCCAGGUGCAGACAAUUCUCCAGUUCCUUCAGGAGCAAAACACUGCUCUGAGAACCAAUUCUGGAGUCGCACAUUUCACCCCAACGACCAUAAACACUAUUUUGCUUCCAUGCAAGAACCCAUCACUUCCUUCAUGAUGUCACCAUAUUCUGUUUGAUUAUUGUUGAUAUCUUCUCCAGAGCUCAGCCCCACCCCGGUAUCUUCCUGCUUGGCCAGGAAGUGAGGUGAGAGGCUGAGGCAUGUCUGAACAGUGGAAUAGAGGAAGUGUAUCUCUCUCUCUCUAUCUCUCUCUCCUGAGCAGGCAGCUGCAAAGUUGCUGAGAAGGAAGAGAGGUGAACUGCUAAGCACAGCACUUUCAAGCUCUCACAUGCUGUAGGCUGUGGAUAACCCAUGCAAAAGAACAACCACAAAGGCAUUUUUCUUCAGAAGAAUGAUGCUCUGAGGCAUAUCCUUAAUCAGUAGUUAUCGUGCUGCUAACUGUUAGCUACACUGUCUGCUGAGGUUCCGACCAGCGGGAGGGGAGAGCAGCUAGGCUAACACAACCAUAGCAGCAUUCCUUUACACGUCUGCCAACGCCAAGCUUUUAUUGUUUGUUUAAAGGUGAUAUUAAAUUAUUAACAGUUUGGCUGGUAUUCACUGUGCAGAAGGAGAAUAUAAAGGAAUUUACAGUAUAUGAUGUGUUUGUUUAAAAAAAAAAAAAAGGUUCUUGUGAAAUUUUCAGCUGAGAUAUGAUAUGUAAAUAGCAGAAUAUACAUAUAUAUAUAUAUAUAUAUAUAUAUAAUAUAUUAAUUAUGAUUUUUCUAUAACAUGGUGUGCUUUAUUUGCUGUAUGUGUUGUUUGCUACUGUAUGUACAUUGAAGCUACAGAGAUGUUUUACAUUUUCCAUUAAAAAUGGAAUCAAUCAAGAACAGGUAUUUUGUGGCAAUUUUGUGUGUAAAACAAUACCUCAGUACACAUCAAACUCGGCACACAUUUUCAAAUAAUAUUUAUUUUUGACAGAAUUUUAAUUUCAGCGAACUGAAACCUUAACAUUUUCAGAAUGAAGACAAUGAGGUUUUCAUUAUUUUUUCAAUGUAAAUAUGCAUUUUCACCAGGUCACCAUUUAAAGUGCUGCUAAUUUAUUGAAGGCCCUGUAUGUGUUUAGUACCAGCGGGGUCUGGAAACCCCCCGGAUUUUGUGAAGCAAAGCCAGGGGAUUCACACUUAUUAACCCAUAAAUAGCACUGAAGUCUGUAGUUACAUCUGGGUAUCAAUUUCCUUAUUUAACUCUGUGUGCUUAACUCUAAAUACAGUACAUAGAUCUCAUUGUUCAUACGUUCUUUCUGACUGGGUUGAAUUCAAACCCUGUGUAAACGUAUAGUGAAUGUCAACUUCAAACUAAUGACAGUUUAUUUUGUAGAAAAAUGUAUUGUCAUGAUGAAUUGUAUUCAUAUCAAGGACUAGGUUUCCAAAUACUCACAACAUUAUGUAACUGUGCCACGGCUACUUUAAUACCCUCCUGGAGGUUAGUUGUAGGAAAGACUAGAAACCCUGAGCAGGUCAGUAUAGCAUAGCAGGAUGCUCAGGUAAAUUGACAAAAUGUCCAACUUUAGGCUUGUUUUCCUCCACCAGUCCCAAUGUUCCUGAGAUUGAAAGUGCCUGUGUUGUGGUCGUCUAUCUUCUGUCUUUACAGAGAUGUUUGUGAGCCUGUGGACCGCGCUAAGGGACUCCUUAAAGACAUUUAGACGUGUUAACUUUGUGAUAACAAUCUUGCGAGUGUUAGACGUUUCCAGGUCUUCACCCUUUUCCAGGCUUCUGAUUAAACAUUGUUGGUGAAUAUGUGUGCCUCUGGAGCUCCAGAGCUUAUUUAUUAUUUCAGUCAGAGAGCAAUAGAUUAUACAUGCAUUCAGGAGCGACUUUUUUUUCUUUUCUUUUUUUUUUUAAACACUGAUCAGGCAAAACCCAGCUGAUGUGCAAGCCUACAAUUACCUUCAAAUUGAAUGUGUAUGUGACUUGAAUGCUGCUUCUUAGUGCUCACUGAGUAUUAAAAAGAGCGAAAAUGCAUUUGUUUGUCGACUGACUGAGUGAUUAAUUGAGUAUGAAUGAAAUAAUGAUUAAUAAUGCUUUAUAUGGUCAUGGCUCCUCAACAGCACUAAAUAGCUUGGAGUGCUCCAUUACAUAAUUGGUGUUACACCAUCUAUAAUCCACCAAGUGUCCUCCCAGUUCAUUUUCUGUCCUUAAUGAGGCUCCGUACGGGAGAUCUGAAUAAGCACAAUAACAAAGGUACUGGGGGAAAUAAUGACUUUCAUUUCGGUCAUUCUCAUUUGGAAUCAUUUGGAUUGAUGUUACCAAGUUGUUUUUAUUUUUCGUAUACUAUGUAAUUAGUCCUCAAUAUAUACUGUAUGUAUGAUACAAAUCAAUAAUAAAGGUAGCUCAGU
Messenger RNA from Hemibagrus wyckioides, 10488 nucleotides. It is a transcript of the gene jmjd1ca, whose product is annotated as jumonji domain containing 1Ca. The coding region runs from base 330 to 8042 and encodes 2570 amino acids. Gene Ontology annotation, molecular function: histone H3K9 demethylase activity; chromatin DNA binding; transcription coregulator activity. The record is from RefSeq and is a predicted model, not a curated record. Lineage: Eukaryota; Metazoa; Chordata; Actinopteri; Siluriformes; Bagridae. Gene Ontology annotation, cellular component: chromatin; histone deacetylase complex. The transcript has 27 exons. Gene Ontology annotation, biological process: regulation of transcription by RNA polymerase II.